AUGAAUAAUUCAACGUUCAAUAUUAGUCAUGUUCUGUUGAUGAUUCCUUAUCAGUUAAAUAUAUGGUUAGGUCUAUUUCUUUGGACUACAGGUAAUAUUGGAUGUAUUGGUAACAUGCUAGUAUACGGAUCUCGUAAAUCUCGUAAACAAGCGUAUUCAAUAUAUUUAUUUGCAUCUGCUAUAGCUGAUUUUCAUUAUUUUAAUUUUGUACUAUUAACACGAAUAAUUCAGAACGGUUUUGGUAUUCAAUUGAUUAAUCAAUAUACUGUCGUAUGUAAACUUCGACAAUUUAGUACACUAUGGGGUAAUGUUGUUGGUUUCAGUUUGUUUUCUUUUGCAACAAUUGAUCGUCUUCUAUCAGCACAACGUCAAAAUAAAUAUCGACAAUGGAGUAAUCGUAUUGAUUUAGCUUAUAAAAUGAUCGUUUUCAUUCCUCUCUUUUGGUUUCUACUCAUUGGUCAUCGACUUAUUUUAUAUAGAAUCACAGAUGAUAUAUGUAGUCCGCCUUCAGGGUUUUAUAGUUAUUAUGAUAAUUACUUUCAAGUUAUAUUUUCAUCUCUAUUUCCUGCAAUUAGUAUGUCUAUACUUACUUAUUUACUUAUUAAAAGCGUGCGACUUGUUGUUCAACGAAGAAUUGCACCGAUGACUAGUGUAUCAUCGAUAACUACUCCUCAUAGAUCAAUGAUUAAUCAGUUAGAUACACGAUUAACAAUAAUGUUAAUAUCAGAAUCAUUUAUUGCUGUAAUAACGUAUGUUCCAUAUGCAAUUCAAUUAUCGUAUGCAAACAUAACACAAAAUUGGUAUAAACCACCAUUACGUAUAGCAUGGGAAAAUAUAUUGACUGAAUUAAUUCAUUUAUUUUCAUAUAUAUUUUUUGCUACAAGUUUCUAUGUAUCAUUAUCCUCCAAUGUUGCUUUUCGUCGAAAGAUAUUAAACUUUAUCACUGUGAUGAUCGAGGGUAAUGGUAAUUGGCUGAAGCCGAGCCGAAGACUGAAACGACCUAAAGCGUUGAUUGGCCGUCACACAAGACUCAACAAACCAAUAACUACUACUCUAUAGUUUAUCUAUAAGUAACUAACAUCUGACAAGAAUGUACAUGAUCCAUAUCAUAUAAGAGCGCCAUUUAAUGUUAUUAAUAGCGAUUUUAAUGCGCUAAAUGUUCACCAAUACAUUAGCCAAUUAUAAUACUAGGAUUCUCCGGUCUUCAACUUCAACUUCGGCCUAUUACCAUUACUCAUGAUCGAACAGUAACAUUUAUUUAACGGUGUGACUGUACGCGAAGAUGAUAAAAGAAAAUGAACUGAUUUGUCAUCCUUUUUUUUUAGUUACGCAUAUUUUUCUACUUGAUGCUAUUUCAUAAUGAGUCUUUUUAUCUUUUUUUAAUGACAUUAUGUGUGUGUGCGCAUGUCUGCUCGUUUAUGUAUCAAAUAGCGAAGAGAAGAUUAUGUAUAGGUAAGUUAGAUAUAUAAUAAAGAAAAAAAAUUCUAAACACAAUAAAAAAGAUUUUCGAUUUACGUCAACAUUUAUGUAAGUUAAACAAUAUGUACAAUCUCGAAUGUUAUUUUUCAUAUAGUAUCGUUUUCAUUGUAUUUGGUAUUGUUUUUAUCUUUGUAAUUUUUUUGUGUUGCUUGUCGUCAUAUUAUGGUUUGAGAAAGAUUGAGAGAUAAUCUUGAGGGUGGGUGUGG
Molecule: messenger RNA, 1685 nt
Organism: Adineta steineri
Lineage: Eukaryota; Metazoa; Rotifera; Eurotatoria; Adinetida; Adinetidae
Source: the annotation of a GenBank genome assembly